UACCUGGGGGACGCCUCUCAGUCCGCGAGCACCCCUCGGCUCUGCCUAGCCCGAAUCCACCCGCGACCCGGCAGCCUCCUCACUAGAGUCUCACGGCCAAGUCUAGCGGCCGCAAGUUGGAGGUGGGCUGGAGAAGGGAAGGCAGCCAGACGCACGGGCGCUGGAGCCGGGAGCUCGCCGGGCCUCCGGAGUGCAGACGCCCGGCACGCCUCCCGCUUAAUCUGGGCAGGGCCGGUAGCCACUCCCUCCACCCUGUGCAGCCGCCUCCCCACCGCACAUCCCCCCGAAUUCCUCACCUCCGACCCACAUCGCCUACCCCACCUGGGCCCCAAGACCUUUGAGCAUCACUUUCUGAACCCUUAUCCUGGAUGGGCGCCCACCUGCCCUGCAGUCGCUUAGCCCUUUCUCGCUUCCUGGGCACUAUGCCCAGUAGAAGGGACAGUGCCUGGUGAGUUGGGAGGGAGAGGGACGAGGGCGGGACCUGAGCUACUUCUUCCCUCCCUUGGAGCCACCACCAAAGCCUGGAUGGGGAGGGACGGACCGCGCGGCUGAGCUCUACAAAACCCGUGCCGGAGGGCUGGCCAAGCGAGCUUCACACCAGGGGCUUCCCAGCCAGCACCGUGCAGCGGACGCGGUCGCCUGAGAGCCUGUGGGCCCCUGGACACGCUGGAACUCCGAGCCGGCGCCCACCAUGCGCCCCGGGUCCUUACGGAGGCCGACGGCACUCCUGCUUCGACUCCUGCUGGUGCUCCUGGCGGCCGCGCCCGCGGCGAGCAAGGGCUGUGUCUGUAAAGACAAAGGCCAGUGCUUCUGCGACCGGGCCAAAGGGGAGAAGGGGGAGAAAGGCUUUCCUGGACCCCCUGGUUCUCCUGGCCAGAAAGGAUUCCCAGGUCCUGAAGGUUUGCCUGGACCACAGGGACCCAAGGGUUGUCCAGGACGUCCAGGACUCACUGGUCCCAAAGGUGUAAGGGGAAUAACUGGAUUACCAGGAUUUUCAGGCCCUCCUGGACUUCCAGGCCUCCCGGGCCAUCCUGGGCCUUUUGGACCUACUGGUUUACCAGGAUGCAAUGGCUCUAAGGGGGAACGAGGAUUUCCAGGAUUUCCAGGGACACCAGGCUACCCAGGGGUCCCGGGUGCUGCUGGCCCCAAAGGACAAAAGGGUGCUCCUGCUAAAGGAGAAGACAGAAAACUCAAUGGAAGAGGUGACCCCGGGCUGCCAGGACCUCCAGGAUCCCAGGGUUUGCCAGGCCCCCCAGGUUUUCCAGGACCUAUGGGCCCACCUGGCCCUCCAGGAUUCCUUGGCUUUCCAGGAGCUACAGGACCUGUAGGGCCUAAGGGUCACAUGGGUGAUAACGUGAUAGGACAAAAAGGAGAAAAGGGUGUGAAAGGAUUAACAGGCCCCCCUGGCCCACCAGGAACAGUUAUUGUGACACUAACUGGCCCAGACAACAGAACGGACCUCAAGGGGGAGAAGGGAGACAAGGGAGCCAUGGGAGAAUCUGGACCUCCUGGACCCCCGGGACCACCUGGAGAAUCAUAUGGAUCUGCAAAAGGUGCUCCUGGAGAACCUGGCCCACAGGGAAAACCUGGAAAAGGUGGUACCCCUGGCUUCCCUGGCACUGAGGGAGCCAAAGGCAACAGGGGCUUCCCUGGGUUAAUGGGUGAAGAUGGCAUUAAGGGAUGGAAAGGGGACAUCGGCCCCCCAGGAUUUCGCGGUCCAACAGAAUAUUAUGAUGCAUACCAGGAAAAGGGAGAUGAAGGAAUCCCAGGCCCUCCAGGACCCAAAGGAGCACAUGGCCCACAGGGUCCCAGUGGUCCCCCUGGAGUUCCUGGAAGUCCUGGAUCAUCAAGUCCUGGCCUCAGAGGAGCCCCCGGGUGGCCUGGCUUGAAAGGAAUCAAAGGGGAGCGAGGACCUCCAGGAAAGAACACUGUGGGCCUGCCUGGGUCCCCUGGCUGUCCUGGUUCACCAGGCCCUGCAGGGCCACCAGGACCUCCAGGACCUCCAGGUGAUACCAUUUUUCGCAAGGGUCCACCUGGCAAUCGUGGCCUGCCAGGCCAUCUAGGGCCUUCGGGAGUCCCAGGAGUCUAUGGGCCCAAAGGAGAACCAGGCCUCCUGUGCAUAGAGUGCCCCUGUAUUCCAGGGCCCCCUGGCCUCCCAGGAUUGCCAGGGUUGGAUGGUGUCAAAGGAAUCCCAGGAGGUCGAGGUGCUACUGGAGUGAAAGGAAGCCCCGGGUCCCCAGGAAGUGCUGGUCUUCCAGGAUUUCCAGGAUUCCCAGGUGCUGAGGGAGAUCCUGGACUUAAAGGAGGAAAAGGCGAAACAUUUCCACCCCAGGGGCCAGUGGGUGCCCCAGGGGAUCCCGGGCUCAGAGGGCAUCCAGGGAAAAAGGGCUUGGAUGGAAUUCCUGGAACUCCGGGAGCUAAAGGAUUACCAGGACCUAGAGGAGAACCGGCCUUGAGUGGUGAGAAGGGGGACCAGGGUCCUCCAGGGGAUACUGGGUCCCCUGGGUCCCCAGGAUCUGCAGGACCUGCUGGACCACCUGGCUAUGGACCCCCGGGAGAGCCAGGUCCAAAGGGCACCCAAGGAAUUCCUGGAGCCCCAGGACCACCUGGAGAAGCCGGUCCUAAGGGAGAAUCCACUGUUUCAACACCAGUCCCAGGCCUCCCAGGACCCCCAGGGCGCCCUGGCCAUGCUGGUCCCCCAGGUCCACCUGGUAUCCCAGGAUCCAUGGGGAAAUGUAAUCCUGGUCUUCCUGGACCUGAUGGUGAAUCAGGAAUUCCAGGAACUGGAUUUCCUGGACCUCCCGGACCUAAGGGAGAUCCAGGUUUUCCAGGAACAAAAGGAUCACCAGGUUGUCUUGGGAAAAUGGGAGAGCCCGGGUUACCUGGACAGCCAGGCUUCCCAGGAGCCAAGGGAGAACCAGCACUAGCCAGGCCUGGAGAACCAGGAAAACCAGGUUUUCCGGGAGAAAGAGGCAAUUCCGGGGGAAAUGGAGAAAUUGGACUCCCUGGACUUCCAGGUCUCCCUGGAAUUCCAGGAAAAGAAGGGCUUGAUGGACCACGAGGAGAUCCAGGGCAUCCUGGGCCACCUGGAGAUAAAGGACCUCCAGGCAGGUGCCUAGAGGGCCCCAGAGGAGCCCAAGGACUUCCAGGCUUAAAUGGAUUGCAAGGGCAACCAGGCAGAAGAGGUGUGACAGGGCCAAAAGGGGACCCAGGAAUUCCAGGCUUGGAUAGGUCAGGAUUCCCUGGAGAACCUGGACCACCAGGAAAGCCAGGUCAUCGAGGUGAGAUGGGACCACCUGGUCACAAAGGAUAUCCAGGAACUCCAGGAUUUUCAGGACCACCAGGUGGAAGGGGCAUGGUUGGGUUGAUGGGCCAUCCUGGAGCCACUGGCCCUCCUGGGCCUCCUGGGAACCCAGGCAUGCAGGGGCAGAAGGGUAGCCUUGGAAUUCCAGGAAUAAAGGGUGAGAGAGGACCCCCAGGAACCAGAGGGGAACAAGGAGAUAAAGGAAAUCCAGGUCCUUCUCAAAUAGCCCAUUUAAAGGGAGACAAAGGAGAACCCGGGCCCAGAGGGUUUGCAGGAUAUCCAGGUGAGAAAGGAAACAGAGGUAUUCCAGGGUUUCCAGGUUUAAAAGGCCAUGAAGGACCACCUGGACCACCAGGACCACCAGGCCCUCGGGGAGAUCCAGGAAGCCCUGGGAAUCCUGGAGACCCAGGACCACGUGGUGCCCCAGGAAGCAUGGGGAACAUGGGUGUGCCAGGUUCUAAAGGAAAAAGAGGAACUUUAGGACUUCCAGGUCUAGCUGGAAGACCAGGCUUCCCAGGUACUCAUGGUCAACAAGGAGAUAAGGGAGAACCAGGUUACUCAAAAGACACAAGGCCAGGACCACCAGGACCAAAGGGGGAUCCAGGAUUGCCAGGUGACGUGGGAAAGAAAGGAGAAAGAGGGGCCCCUGGCCCACCUGGACGAUCAGGGCCUGUUGGACCUGAGGGAGCCCCUGGAAGUCCAGGAGAUCCUGGCCACCCAGGAAAGCCAGGUCCUGAUGGUGAUUUGGGACUUAAAGGAAUCAAAGGUUUCCCAAGCCGACCAGGAAUAAAAGGCCCUCCAGGUCUUCCAGGAUUCCCAGGACCUCCUGGACCAAUGGGUGUAAGAGGUAACCAAGGACACGAUGGGAUUCCUGGUCCAGCUGGAGAAAAAGGAGAAACAGGCUUGCUGGGGGCCCAUCCAGGCCCAAGAGGGAACCCUGGUGCUCCAGGUGCCAAAGGAGACAGGGGAGCCCCUGGUUGGCCCGGCCUCCCUGGCAGGAAGGGAACAAUGGGAGAUGUUGGGCCUCGAGGACCCAUGGGCAUAACAGGACCCCCAGGGCCACCAGGUCGGCCUGGGACCAUCAUCCCUGGCCAAAAAGGAAAUCGAGGUCCACCAGGUUCAAGAGGAUAUCCAGGUGAUCCAGGUCCCCCCGGACCUCCAGGGAGUCAUGUAAAAUGCAUAAAAGGUGACAAAGGAUUUAUGGGCCAGCCUGGCCCAAAGGGUCUACCUGGAUCUAUAGGUGAUAUAGGGCCACCAAGUCAUCCGGGAGCACCAGGUACCCCAGGUCUUCCAGGGCUCAGAGGUGAUCCUGGGUUCCGUGGAUUUCCAGGCAUAAAAGGAGAAAAGGGUGAUCCAGGAUUUCAGGGAUCAAUUGGACCUCCAGGGCCAAUUGGGCCGAAAGGACCACCCGGUGUCCGUGGAGAUCCUGGCACACUUAAGAUCAUCUCCCUUCCAGGAAGCCCAGGGCCACCAGGCCCACCUGGACCACCAGGGAUGCAAGGAGAACCUGGGCCAGUGGGAUCACCAGGAAACCCAGGACCCUGUGGACCAAGAGGCAAACCUGGAAAGGAUGGAAAACCAGGAAUUCCUGGACCAGCUGGAGAAAAAGGCCACAAAGGCCACAAAGGAGAGCAAGGACCGCCUGGAUCAGAUGGGUUACCGGGUUUGAAGGGAAAACCUGGAGACAUUGGCUUGCUUGCAACAGAGACAAGAAGGAGGGGCUUUGUCUUCACCCGUCACAGUCAAGCAACAGUGAUCCCUGCAUGUCCAGAAGGGACAGAGCCACUCUACAGUGGGUUUUCUCUUCUCUUUGUACAAGGAAAUGAGCAAGCCCAUGGACAAGACCUUGGGACUCUUGGGAGCUGCCUACAGCGAUUUACCACCAUGCCAUUCUUAUUCUGUAAUGUCGAUGAAGUAUGUAAUUUUGCAUCUCGGAAUGAUUAUUCAUACUGGCUGUCAACACCAGCUCUGAUGCCAAUGGACAUGGCUCCAAUUACUGGAAGAGCCCUGGAGACUUUUAUUAGCAGAUGCACCGUCUGUGAAGGUCCUGCGAUGACCAUAGCUGUUCACAGCCAAACCACCACCAUACCCCCAUGUCCCCAUGGCUGGGUUUCCCUCUGGAAAGGAUUUUCUUUUAUCAUGUUCACAAGCGCAGGUUCUGAGGGCGCUGGGCAAGCGCUGGCAUCCCCUGGCUCCUGCUUGGAGGAAUUCCGAGCCAGUCCAUUUAUAGAAUGUCAUGGAAGAGGAACGUGCAACUACUAUUCAAAUUCCUACAGUUUCUGGUUGGCUUCGUUAAACCCAGAAAGAAUGUUCAGAAAACCUAUGCCAUCAACUGUGAAAGCUGGAGAGUUAGAAAAAAUAAUAAGCCGCUGUCAGGUGUGCAUGAAGAAAGGACACUGAAGAAGUAAAAGAAAUGGAACUGCUGGGUUUUUUUUCUCCCACAUAACAAAGUAAUGACUUGGAACAGAAAUUUAUUUAGGAUUUUUCUCUCACCAAACAAUAUCAGUUUAUGAAGACUAAGUAGUACAGUUUCUAUUUGUUUCUCCACACAACAAAGUUAGUUCUGUGAUCCUGGUCUCUAAAAUUGUAUUGUUUCAAAGUUUCCUCUGGUAAGGCAACAACCUGUCACAAAUUAUCAAUGAAAUGGCAUUCCAUCCCAGACCGCUAUCUAAGUGGUGGGUGUAUAGAGCUGGAAUGCUCAAGAAAAGAGAUAUUUGUUCUCUCCUCUUCCAGUCUUUGAGGCUGAGGGAGGCUAAUGCAGUCUUAGAUUGCCCUGCCACCUCCUUCCUGAAACAAGAGGAGAAGGAGAGAGGGUCACGUGGAACAAUGGAGCAUCAUGAACAGAACUGGACUUUCCGACCUGUGGAGCAGCCUAUGGCCUGAGGGAACACAGGCUUAAACUGAUGAAGUUCAUGACUUUUCCAGGACCCUUUCAAAUAUACCCCAAACUAAGGCCAAAGAGGAUUUCCCUGAAUGGAAUCAUAACAGCCUUGGUCUUAUUUUAUAUUUCUUUGAAGAUUUGUUUAUUCAUUGAAUUCAUCUGUCAAUAUAGGCUGCCUGUAUUCAAAGUAGAUAAGAUGUUCACACUUAGUGAAUUAACUUUAAUAGGACACAGCUACAUUUACCCUCAAAUGUGUCAACUUUUAACUUCUCUUGUUUAGUGUACCCACAAAAAUAAUGAGGAUACUACUUAUUAGAUGUGCACUUUAUCCCCAUCCCUAUAAAUGCUGGCACAUAUAUAAUUGGGUUUGAUAGUUCAAUAGUUCAUGAAAGGUUAUGGCAUUUGUUGGUUUAUCAUGCUCAAUAUUUUUGCUCUAAAUAUUCCAUUAUUUGUUUUUUUAGAUUUAUUCCUUUACUUUUCUAAUCCUUUCUUUAUAAACAACAAAAAAGUUUUUUUAUGUUAUACAUUCUUACAAACCAUAUUGAGAGAGACCAUUGUGUAAAAACCUUAAUGUAUAAAUUGUAUAAUUUGGUAGCUGUAUGUCUUAAGACUUGUUUUGGUGUGUUGAUACAUUCCCAGGCUUCCUCAGUUCAACUAAAAGGCAUUGUAAUCAGCACCAAGCUAUGUUCCAGGCACUAAACUAAAUUAGAGAAAGAGAAGAGGAAAAGAGGGAGAGAAAAAAGGGGGGAGGGACUGUUUCUGAUCUAUAUCUCAGAAAAUGGUAAAUUAUUGCUUCUCUUAAGAAUCUUACACGGGGACUGGGGAUGUAGCUCAGAGGUCAAGUGUAUGCUCAGCAUUCAAACCCAGCACCAAACCAACCAACCAAACAAAAAUCUCAUAUACAUGAGUUGUUCUCCCACCUUUUAUUCUUCUUUUAUUGUUGCUUUUAAAUUUCAUUAUUAUAACUCAGAAGGCCUGAGUAAAGUUUUGAAGAUAAGAUCCCUGCCCAGGGAAAGCCUAGGACCUCCAGCUUCUUUUAGACCCCAUAGAAGCUAAGGUCUGAACAACACAAAAAAAGCACUGCUCUACAAAACAUUUAAAAAAUCAUUUGUAUGUGCUGAUAGCAUAGUUCGAUAAGUCUUAGGAACCAGGCAUCAUGAGAUAGUUUUGAAGAUGUUUCUUGAUUCACUAAGGUGGAAUCAGUGGUGCUAAAAUUUAAAUUCAGGCUAUUGCUCCAGACUCAACUGCCUUGUAAGGGAAAAUGUGACUCUGGAGUACUGAUACAGUUUACAUCCUUCAUUUUUCAUAUGCUUGCUGUCAAGCCAUUUUUACCCCCAAACUGAGACAUGCAGGAUGUCAUUCAGAGUAUGUACUUAGAUUCACUUACUAUUAAGACUUAACCUGCCCUAAAAAUAUCUUACAGUUUCAACUGUACAUAGUGGUGAAAAGGGCUCACUGAUCUACAUAGGCCAGUAGUUCUCAACGUGUGGCCCCUGGAUGGGCAAUGUCAGCACUGUCUGGGAACUUGUUACAAAUGCAAAUCCUAGGUCCAUUCUAGACUUGGGAAAUCAGAAAUUGUGUGGGUAUAGGCCAGAAAUCUGUGUCUUCACAUGCCUUCCAUAUGAUUCUGAUGUACUCUAAAGACUGAGAAAAGCUGCUCUAGGCAAACACUCAAGGCACUGGCUAUAUAGUUGCCUCUUUUAAAAGUCCAAAUUCACAGAUGACCCAAAAGCAAUCUACUUUUGCUCCUAAAACCUCCUGACUGGUGCUAAUGGCAAAUGCUUGGCACUCACUCAAUUGCAAGCUCUAUCUCCUCUUGCCCUCUUAACAGUAUUUGACUUCUGAGGAAGACAAGUGAUGCUAAAACCUUAAAUUCCAAGGAAGCUGCAUAAACAGCUGUUGUUCAGUCAUAAUUCUAAGAGUGAGCAUUAAAAUCCAGCUCAUGAAUUAUUUUCCAAAUAUUUAGAUGUGGCUUAAAAAGUUAUGAAGAUUUAACUUUGUAGAUAAAAUGUAAGUAACUUAUUUCUUUUAAAUUUGGGGCUUCAACUUUGGAAUUUCACAGUGUGCUAAAACAACCGAUUUCUCAGAGUUCUUUGUUUCUACAAGAUAAACAUUAUUAAUUUAUUUAUAAAAGUAUUAAAAUGUCUAAAUUCGAGUUUUAUUGCUAACUUACAAAGAUUUUUCUAUGUAUCAAAUGUAACUGCUACUAAACUUAAUUUAAUAUUUACUCUAUAACCAAAUGGAAUAUAUUUAAAAUAUAUUGAAUAUUUUAUAUUGUUAUAUCCUGACAAAAUUACAGUAUAUUGUAAUGUACUAAUAUUUCUGUAAUUAUAGCUAAAAUAUUAUUUUAUUGUAUUGUUAGAAUAAAACUGAAAAAAUUGUA
Messenger RNA from Marmota monax (woodchuck), 8568 nucleotides. RefSeq names its product collagen type IV alpha 3 chain (gene Col4a3). Bases 692 to 5704 code for a protein of 1670 amino acids. The record is from RefSeq and is a predicted model, not a curated record. Gene Ontology annotation, cellular component: basement membrane; collagen trimer. The transcript has 52 exons. Gene Ontology annotation, molecular function: extracellular matrix structural constituent. Lineage: Eukaryota; Metazoa; Chordata; Mammalia; Rodentia; Sciuridae.